AUGCAGCAACUGUACAAGCCCGGCUUCGACGUAACCAACGCACCGUGGGGGCCGGUCAACAAUGCCGCAGAAGAUGGCGGAGGACCAUUAGAUGUGGACGGCCUCGUGCGCAUGCUGCAGUGGCGGGACGACGAGGGCUCCAGCUGCCUCCACCUCUGGGUCGUCUCCCCCUCCUUCACCUCGUACCGCCACCCCCCCGCCUACCCCUUCGCCGCCCUCGACCACCUCCUCUCGAACUACACCGCCCUCGUCGACCACGACCCGCGACUCCGCGCCGCCCUACGCGCCGCGCUCGAGGAUUGCGACAUCAUGGGCCUCACCCCGCUCCACCUGGCCGGCAUCACCGCGCCCAGCUGCUACACGAAGCUGGCCGUGGCCUUCAAUGGGAGCCGCCGGCUGUGGCUGCUCGAGCAGGUGGCGCGGGCCGUGGGCGCGGACCCAGCGCCCGUCUCGUACCUGUGGCACUCCACGCCGGGCGACCUGCGCUGGGUCUUCCACGGCACCGAGCAGUCGGCGACGGCCGGGUCGGACGAGAACGACGCCGAGCUGGCCCGGAUGCAGGUCGAGCGGGUGCGCGUGUGGGACCGACAGCGCGACGCCGAGGAGUGGCUCGACGUGGGCGAACUGGUGCGACGGUGCGGCCUGCGGGCCUAUGUGCCGUUCUACCUGGGCUACGGCGACUACAUGCGCUACGUGCUGACCCAGAUCCUGGGUGAGGACACACCGCAGGCCAAGAAGCAUCGCCUCCUCUACGCCAAGGUCAUUGUCGAUGCGGCGAGGUGGGACGCGGAACAGAACCUGGUGCUGUGCUGGAUCGAGGAGAUCAAUGGCUACGGCGUGUUUGCGGGCCGCCCCUACCACCAGCACGAAUUCAUCGCCCUCUACUCGGGUCUCCUGAUGCCACACGAAGAGAUCCAGAACACCGACUACGCAUUCGACACCAUCAUCCCCGGAUUCGGCGUAGACGCGAAAGAUUACCGCAAUAUUGGAGGUCGGUUCAUCAACCACUCGGCCAUACCGAACGCGCGUAGCGUGUCGUUCCUGUGGAAGGGCGCCCCGUGCGUGGCCAUCGUGGCGCUCCGACCGAUCGCGCGCGGCGAGCAGAUCUGCUACUCCUACGCGCAGGGUGCCUCCUGGUUCCACCACCCGGCCGGCAGGGCCGACCAGCCCUUCAACGAACUGCUCGGCCGGCCCUCGUUCCCGUCUUCCCUGCCGCUGCCCCGCUCGCCAUCGGGAGAGGAAGAGCCAGCGCCGGGCUAUCGGUGCGCAACCUGCUUGGCCGCGGAGCAGCAGGUCACGCUGAAGCGGUGCAGCCUGUGUCACGUGUUCAAGUACUGCAGUGCGAAGUGCCAGAAGGAGGACUGGCCGACCCACAAAAAGACUUGCGCGUUCUUGUCCGGCCGCGCCAAGUAA
Messenger RNA from Acanthamoeba castellanii str. Neff, 1413 nucleotides. Its product is annotated as SET domain containing protein. NCBI's taxonomy places the organism in Eukaryota, Discosea, Longamoebia, Acanthamoebidae. The record is from RefSeq and is a predicted model, not a curated record. The transcript has 5 exons. The coding region runs from base 1 to 1413 and encodes 470 amino acids. Gene Ontology annotation, molecular function: protein binding. Gene Ontology annotation, cellular component: nucleus.